This is a messenger RNA of Pteropus alecto (black flying fox), 3471 nucleotides long. It is a transcript of the gene SINHCAF, whose product is annotated as SIN3-HDAC complex associated factor. Gene Ontology annotation, biological process: negative regulation of cell migration. NCBI's taxonomy places the organism in Eukaryota, Metazoa, Chordata, Mammalia, Chiroptera, Pteropodidae. The record is from RefSeq and is a predicted model, not a curated record. The transcript has 6 exons. The coding region runs from base 716 to 1459 and encodes 247 amino acids.
GAGUGGAGCCUGGAAAUGAGUGAGGAGUCGCCAGAGUUGAGGGAUCCACGUUGAAGGUGACAAUGACUUUUCUCAGCCGCAGCGUUCUCGGGCGAAACGGAGCCCGGUGGCUGAAAGGCCCGAAAGGAAAACGACUCGCUGGCAAUUGCGGAGGGCCCCCGGGUGGGUGCAUCGCGUGGGCGCGCGCCCGGGAGUGGUCUGGCGCUGUGGCUGAACCUCGUGUUUUAGUUUAUUGCAGCCCCUUGCGCAUGUUUUGAGAAGGUUGGACCAUAUAUGCCAUUCGCUCGAAAACUAAGUUGCAGUCUACUUGCGAACCCACGGGAGCGAGGGGCUUUAAAUCGGCCUUUGGGUCGGUGCCGGGGUUGCCGAGCGCACGCGGCGUGGCGUUGUUUGCCCAACUCCAGAGGGAUGCGGAUGCGACAAUGAGAGCAACACGCGGCCGCUCGGAAACAGCCCCGGCUCCCAGACGCCUGUUCCCCCCCGGACCGCGCCCAAGCCGCGCUGGUGUCGGGUGUGUCUAUGGAGCUUUAAGUUUUGUUCGCAGUGUAUUCACCUGUAGCGUAGCUGUGGGCGCCACGACGAAGGUUUUCUAGGGCGACCGUGUGCGGCUUAAGAUGGCCAGUCGGAGCCCAGUUGACUUGGGGAUGGAGGCAGCGGCGUUGUCUGCGCCGAAGGGGUGAGAGAACUCCGGAGGACACUGCUUUUUGUGCUGAACAUGACAGACCACGUGCUUGGGGCUGCGACCUGGUUUUCGUCGGAGUGUCCAGCUCCAGACUAUUGCCCAGAAGAAAAGAUGUUUGGUUUUCACAAGCCAAAGAUGUACCGGAGUAUAGAGGGCUGCUGUAUUUGCAGAGCUAAGUCCUCCAGUUCUCGAUUCACUGACAGUAAACGCUAUGAAAAGGACUUCCAGAGCUGUUUUGGGUUGCAUGAGACUCGUUCGGGAGACAUCUGUAAUGCCUGUGUCCUGCUUGUGAAAAGAUGGAAGAAAUUGCCAGCAGGGUCAAAAAAAAACUGGAAUCAUGUGGUAGAUGCAAGGGCAGGACCCAGUCUAAAGACUACAUUGAAACCAAAGAAAGUGAAAACUAUAUCUGGAAAUAGGAUAAAAAGUAACCAGAUCAGCAAACUGCAGAAGGAAUUUAAACGUCACAAUUCUGAUGCUCAUAGUACCACCUCAAGUGCCUCCCCAGCUCAAUCUCCUUGUUAUAGUAACCAGUCAGAUGAUGGCUCAGAUACAGAGAUGGCUUCUGGCUCUAACAGAACGCCAGUUUUUUCCUUUUUAGAUCUCACAUACUGGAAAAGACAGAAAAUAUGUUGUGGAAUUAUCUAUAAAGGCCGUUUUGGGGAAGUGCUCAUUGAUACCCAUCUAUUCAAGCCUUGCUGCAGCAACAAGAAAGCAGUUGCCGAGAAGCCGGAGGAGCAGGGGCCAGAGCCUCUGCCCAUCUCCACUCAGGAGUGGUGACUGAGGUUUAUGUAGAAGGGGAACAAAAAACGAUUUAAAUCUUAGGAUAAAAAAAAGGCAACGAAACGACCUUCCUUUUUUUAAAGAGGAUACCUGCUAUUCUGCCAAAAGACAAUUUCUAGAAUAGUUUGAAUGGGUUAUUUUUCCUCCAGUUCCACAAGUUUCACAAACUCUGAAGCCAGUAUCUAGCAUACUAAAAGAAAAAAAAGACGUGUACAUAAUAUUUAAGAUGCUCAGUAUUUCAUAGGAAAGCUGAAUGCUGCUGUAAAGUGCUCUUUAAGUCUUUUUUUUUUUUUUUAAUCCCCUUUUAAUGAAUGAAAUUAGGGGAAUUUCAGGGGACAGAGAUGGGAUUUGUUGUAUGAUAAAUGUAUGUAGUUUUAGUCUUUCUAUAUUGAGAAGCAGUGGUUGGGGCAUUUUUAAAGCUGGCUGGCUACACUUCUUUUCCUUCUUGAUAAUAAAUUUGUCAUAACUCAGUAACAUAGACUUGCCCCUAGAGGUAGUUGUUAAUAAUUUUGAAAUAUUAAGGUCUUGCCAAGGUUCUGAUGAUUCAAACCUGUACUACUGAAUAUUAAGCAGGACAGACUAAGCUCUCUGGUGCAAAUACCUUGAAGGAGUAAUUUCUAAAUAUACAAAGAGAUAACUGGACUGUUGUAUAUGUUGUAUCCUGUGUCACCUCCCUCAUAUUGAUAUUUGAUAAAGAUUUUUAAUUUAUAUGAAACUUCUAAAGCAGAAUCAAAGCUCCUCUGGAGGGAAAUGUCAAGUCUUUAGGAUAAGCAAUCUUAUAUGAAUAGUACCAAAGCGUUGCCACAUGGUAGAGAACACACUCUUAAAAACCUUAAAUUAUCUGAAAAAUAAAAUGUGCAAGCCUGUAGGAUGGCGCGUGCACGCACGCACGCAUACACACACACACACACACACACACACAAAACAAAAAAAUAAAACAAAGGUUAAUGCUUCUUGGGACACAUUUCUUAGAGGGUUUGCCGAGUGUGUAAAUAAUUGACGUACAUAAUUGACUUUUGUUUGUGUUACAUGACUGACUGGUGACUUCAUUGAAAAUCUGCACAAUUCAGUUUUAGCUCUGGAUUACUUCAGUUGACCUUUGUGAAGGUUUUAUCUGUGUAGAGUGGUUGUUUGACUUGUUUUAACCUAUUAGGGUUUUGGGUUUAUUUUUUUUCACUCUAUAUUAAAGAAACAUUCUAUGAAAAGAGGUGUGUGUUAAUGCUGAGUGGGUUGGUUUUGGUUUGGCUUCUUUCAUUCAGGCUUUCUGAACAUUGAGAUAUACUAGAUGAUAAGUCCUGAACACAGAGCCCUUCAAUUCUAAAAUCUAUUAAAAGCCUCUUACUUGAAUCCAAACCAAAGUACUCUCAUUGCCUCUUUUCUAAAAGUUCAGGAGAAAUAUAUUACCAGUUCAGACUUUUCAUAACGAGGGAGGAUCAUUUGCCUACCUUAUAAUAAAAUGACUCAGUGCUUAUUUUUAAAGCAAGAUUUUAAAAAAUCGGUAGUAUAAAUAACAAUAAGGAGUGAGCCACUUUUUAUGGGCAUCCUGUAGUUUUAUAGUUUUUAAUCUAAACUUAAAAUUUUAUAUUCCUUUUGGAAAAAGACUACAAGCUACCAUAUGCACAGACUACACAGUGAGUGGGGUCGGCUCUCCCACAGCCUUUGGGGUGUAUUACAAGAGUCCCAGCCAUUAUCAUCUUCCUCCUGAGUUAUUUUGAAAUGGGUUUUUUUUUUUUUUUGUACAUUUUGGCUGCAGUAUUGGUGGUAGAAUAUACUAUAAUAUGGAUCAUCUCUACUUCUGUAUUUAUUUAUUUAUUACUAGUCCUCAACCACAGUCUUCUUUUUCCCCUUCCACCUCUUUGCCUGUAGGAUGUACUGUAUGUAGUCAUGCACUUUGUAUUAUUAAUAUUUUAGAAAUCUACAAAUCUGUUUUGUACUUUUUAUACUGUUGGAUACUUAUAAUCAAAACUUUUACUAGGUUAUUGAAUAAAUUUAGUCUUAUUAGAAAAUAA